AUGAAAAAGAAAUCUAGAAAGGAGUUUGAGGUAGAAGCUAAUGAAAAUGGUAAUGAGAGUGAAGAAGAAAACGAUGUUUCUGAAAAUGAAGAAUCUGGAGACUCGGAAUCUGAUAGUGGCCCUGAUCUUGCUCGAGGAAUUGGAAAUGAAUCAAGCUCAAAUGAUGAUUCAGAAACUGACUCUGAGAGUGGCAAAAGCUUUCACAAUGAGAAAUUGCGAGAAUACCAAUUGAACCGUAUGAAAUAUUAUUAUGCUGUGGUAGAAUGUGACACAAUGGAAACAGCCAGUUAUAUCUACAAUGAACUGGAUGGUGCUGAGUAUGAAAGUAGCAAGACAUGCUUUGAUUUACGAUUUAUUCCUGAUGACAUGGAAUUUGAUGAGGAAUUCAAAGAUAUUUGUACUGAAUUGCCUAACAAAGAUGUGUAUAAACCUAACCAAUUUCUCAGUACAGCAUUGAGUGAAGCUGAGGUAGCUCUUACUUGGGAUGAGACAGACAAGAAGCGCUUGGAGACAACAACAAAAAACUACAAUAAGAAACAUGAGAUUAAAUUAGAAGAUUUCAAAGAUUAUUUAGCAUUAAGUUCUGAAGAGGAAGAUGAUGAAAAUAAGGAAGAGUCUAAUGCUUCUUUGAUUUCCAACUCUGAUGUUGAAUGUAAUGAUGAAAAGGAUGCAAGUAGUGAAGAUGAGGACAAAUUGCACAUUAACAAAUACAAAAAAUUGCUUGAAGGAAUUGAAGAGACUGAAAGAAAGAAAGAAGAAAAACAGAUAGAAGUCACUUGGGACAUUGGUUUGAAGGAGAAAACAGAAAAAGUUCUUAAAAAUAAAGAAAAGAAGAACUCUUCACCUUGGAAUGAGUUUUUGGUCAAACUGAAGGAAAAGCAAAAGAGACGGAAGGCCAAAAUAAAGGCUUUGAAGAAGAGUGCAGACCAAAAUGAUACAAAACAAUCAUUCAGUGAUGAUGAAAUUCCCUCAGAUAUUGACUUCAAUGAUCCAUACUUCAGUAGUGAAUUGUUAUCAGCUUCAAAGAAAAAAUCCAAGACACAAAAGAAGAAAGAAAAGAAAUUACAAAAAGAAGCAGAACAUUCAAAUUUGACCCCAGAGGAAAUAGAACAGAAAAAACAAGAAAUGGCUGAGCUUGCUUUAUUGAUGGCUGAUGAGGAUGAUGUGAAUCAGAAACACCAUUUUGAUUAUGAGAAAAUCAUCAAACAAGAAAGCAAAAUAAAACCAAAGAAAAAAGUAAAGGCUGCAAAAGUAAAAGACCAUGAUGACUUUAAGCUUGAUUUGAAUGAUGAUCGUUUCAGUGCAAUUUAUACAUCCAGUCUAUUCAAUAUUGAUAAAUCUGCUGCUGAAUACAAAAAGAGUGCUGCAAUGGAAGCACUGAUUGAGGAAAAACUACAUAACAUCUAUCAGUGUCAUUCGCCCAAGACAAAUGUCUAUAUAAGCCAGAACCUGCAGUUUACACCACAGAAUAUUUCACUGCAGGAGAGUUCUUCUUUCUUUCUAUAA
Acanthosepion pharaonis is the source of this 1506-nucleotide messenger RNA. NCBI's taxonomy places the organism in Eukaryota, Metazoa, Mollusca, Cephalopoda, Sepiida, Sepiidae. The record is from the annotation of a GenBank genome assembly.